ACGGGUCGUUCAUCCCUUCCAUAUAGAACGUAAACAAACCUGAUAUUUCCCAAGUGUUACGUCCUUCCGAUCAUGUCUGCUUCAGUUCACAAGAAGUUACGUUCUUUCAAACUAUCACAGAUGGACCUUGAACGAUCGUUAUGGGACAUGGUGAACUUGUUUCGUGCGCCUCGUCGCGUUUAUCGAUCCAUUAGCUUACGAAAACAAACUAUUAACCAGUAUGGACGUGAAGACCUAUCAUUUAUUAUUUUAUUUUCCGGGUUAAUUGUCUUUACAUCAUUCUGUUGGGCAUUCUUUUUUGAAAAUACUCUCAAAGGUUACAUUUCCCUGUUAUGUUCCAUGCUGUUUGUCGAUUUUCUGGCUGUUGGAUUUAUUCUCUCAUCCAUUUAUUAUUUUGUUGCAAAGAAGUUUUUACUUAAAGACAUUUAUCGAGAGUCUGUAACCCUUGGGCCAUUUGAGAGUCAGUUAGAAUGGAAAUAUUGCUUCGAUAUUCAUUGCAAUUCUUUUUUUCCUGUCUUUGUUCUUUUAUACAUUCUUCAGCUGAUUCUUUUGCCCCUUAUUAGCCGUUCUAAUUUUAUUUCUUUAUUUUUAGGAAACUCGCUCUAUUUGGUUGCUUUGUGCUACUACACCUAUUUAACUUUCAUUGGAUAUCAAACUUUACCGUUUUUAAAAGAUACUCAUACUCUCUUAACCCCAAUUCCCAUGUUUCUCAUUAUGUGGGCACUGUCACUCUUGGGUUACAACGUCCCUAAGCAUGUCGUUUCCGUUUAUUUCAAAAAUGAUGCUUAA
Messenger RNA from Schizosaccharomyces cryophilus OY26, 789 nucleotides. RefSeq names its product UNC-50 family protein. Lineage: Eukaryota; Fungi; Ascomycota; Schizosaccharomycetes; Schizosaccharomycetales; Schizosaccharomycetaceae. The record is from RefSeq and is a predicted model, not a curated record. The transcript has 6 exons. Gene Ontology annotation, cellular component: Golgi membrane. The coding region runs from base 73 to 789 and encodes 238 amino acids.